GAUUCCGAUCCGAACAAAUGGCUCCGGUAUCGGCUCUAGCCAAAUACAAGCUCGUGUUCUUGGGUGACCAGUCGGUCGGUAAAACCAGCAUCAUCACCCGCUUCAUGUACGACAAGUUCGACAACACCUAUCAGGCCACAAUUGGUAUCGAUUUUCUCUCGAAGACUAUGUACCUUGAAGAUCGAACAGUUCGGUUGCAGCUCUGGGAUACUGCUGGACAGGAAAGGUUCAGGAGUCUCAUUCCAAGCUAUAUCAGGGAUUCCUCUGUUGCAGUCAUUGUCUACGAUGUUGCAAGUAGAGAGUCCUUCUUAAACAGUUCCAAAUGGAUUGAAGAGGUUCGCACCGAGCGAGGUGAAGAUGUAAUCGUUGUACUUGUUGGCAACAAAACUGAUCUUGUGGAGAAGAGGCAAGUUUCUACAGAGGAAGCAGAAGCAAAAGCUCAUGACCUCAACGUUUUGUUCAUUGAAACAAGUGCCAAGGCUGGUUUCAAUAUAAAGGCGCUGUUCAGAAAGAUUGCAGCAGCCUUACCAGGAAUGGAAACUCUUUCUUCAGCAAAGCAAGAAGACAUGGUUGAUGUCAAUCUCAAAUCUAGCAAUGCAUCUGCGAUUCACUCACAAACACAGUCAGGAGGAUGUGCCUGUUGAUACUUGGCAAGGAACUAUGCUUGCUCCAACUUCAUUGUCCCCAUUCCCUCAUUGGUUUGGCUGAUCAUAUCAAAUGGUCUGCAAAGUUUCUGUCCCUCUCUUGUAGCCUUUUUGGGUUUUACAAUUGUUGAAAGUGAUUUAGGACCGGCUUGGCUAAAGAUUUUUUCAUAAAGUUGGAAGUACCUUCAAUUGAGAAACCAGUCUGAGAGUUUAAUUGAACAGCAAUUCUGUGCA
Molecule: messenger RNA, 878 nt
Organism: Carya illinoinensis
Lineage: Eukaryota; Viridiplantae; Streptophyta; Magnoliopsida; Fagales; Juglandaceae
Product: ras-related protein RABH1b-like
Exons: 6
Coding region: 18-644 (208 amino acids)
Molecular function (GO): GTP binding; GTPase activity
Source: RefSeq, a predicted model, not a curated record